AUGCAAAACGACGAAGGACGUGUUGUUGAUUUGUACAUCCCCCGAAAGUGCACUGCUUCAAACAGGCUCAUUGGAGCAAAGGACAAGUCUUCAAUCCAAUUGAACUUCUGUGACGUAGACCCCACCACCGGAACGAUGCUCCGAACUAACACCACCUUCGCCAUUUGCGGCGCUCUCCGACGCAUGGGUGAGUCCGACGACUCUAUCUACCGUCUUGCCCGGGAAAAUGGACUCGCCAAAAUGGGCUUUGAUGCAUACGGCCAGACUCUAAUGGUGAAAUGCGGAAUAGUGGGAGAUGCUUCAGUCGGCAAAACAGCGUUAUGUCAAGCACUGGUCUCAGACGGCGCUGAGUUUCCCAAGAACUACCAGAUGACAACCUCAGUUAAUCUUUCCUCGAAAAUAAUCGACUUGACUGAAACGGAGGACGAGAUUUGUCUUAUUUUAACCGACUUGGCGGGUGAGAACCUAUUCGAGCCGCUUAUUGAGCCCCAUUUUGACAUGAUCGCUAUCGUUGUUGUUGUCUUCGAUUUGACGAAUCGAAAGUCAUUUGAUAAUGUCGAAAAGUGGAUUGGCAAGCUUCGCGCGCUAGAUGUCAAAGUACCCGGCUGUCUCAUUGGCAAUAAAGAUGACAUUAAUCCUGACCGCCACGUUGUAACAGAUAAAGAAGCAAGACGCCUUGCUGAUAAUCUCGGCUUAAAAUAUUUCAAGACUUCUGCUAGAGAAAAUGUUGGCGUUCUGGAAGCUUUCGAGGAGAUGUCAUCAAAUCUUUACAAACUCUGGUCGACAUCACCCGAGCAAGUGCCCAUUCUAACUGAGCAGCUUCAUUGA
Molecule: messenger RNA, 828 nt
Organism: Oikopleura dioica
Lineage: Eukaryota; Metazoa; Chordata; Appendicularia; Copelata; Oikopleuridae
Source: the annotation of a GenBank genome assembly